ACACAGCAAGGCAAGGUGGACAGCGGUGUGAGUCCUGCGGUGAGGUGUCAGCAGAGGAGGUGUUCCUUUCCUACGAACUGUAUAAAAGGUCAGCUCAUCCACCACCCAGAGGCAGAUUCUGCUCCAGCCAUCCUGAAGCUUCAGGUGCUCCCUCCUACCAUCUCCAAUGGAAUUCACCGGCAGAAGCUUCCACAGAAGCCUGAGUUCCUCCUUGCAAGGCCCUGCACUCAGCAUGAGAGGUUCCACGUAUGGGAAGGGAGGCAUGCAGCACUUUGGGGCGGCACCCAGCGUCUACGGGGGGGCUGGAGGCCAGGGCAUCCGCAUCUCGACCUCCAGACCCAUGGUGGGCUAUGGGAGUGAUCUCACCAGAGGAGACGUGUUUGCUGGCAAUGAUAAGAUGACCAUGCAGAACCUAAACGACCGCCUAGCAAGCUACCUGGAGAAAGUACACUCCCUGGAGCAGUCCAACUCCAAACUCGAACUGCUGAUCAAGCAGUGGUAUGAAACAAACACACCCGGCAUCAGGGACGACAGUGCAUAUUACCAACAAAUAAAAGAGCUGCAAAACCAGAUUAAAAGUGUACAACUGCAAAAUUUUCACUGUGUCCUGCAAAUUGAUAAUGCCAAACUAGCUGCUGAGGACCUCAGGCUGAAGUAUGAGGCUGAGAGGGAGACGCGCCUGACAGUGGAAAGUGAUAUCCAAGGCCUGAAUAAGGUCUCGGCUGAUCUAUCCCUAAGUAGAACAGACUUGGAGAUUCAAAUUAAAGAACUGACUAAAGACCUGGAUCUCCUCAAAAAAGAACAUCAGGAGGAAGUAGACAGCCUACGCAGACAUUUGGGCGAUACUGUAUGUGUAGAAGUGGAUGCUGCUCCAGGCCUGGAGCUUGGCACCGUCAUGAAUGAAUUGAGGCAGAAGUACGAAACAAUAGUCCAGGAGAACCUUCAGAAGGCCAAGGAACAGUUUGAGACACAGACUCAACUUCUGCAGCAACAAGUCACAGGGAGCACUCAAGAGAUCAAAGACAAUGAGGCUCAAGUAAAGGAGCUGAGACACACCUACCGGAACCUAGAGAUCGAACUCCAGUCCCACCUCAGUAUGAAAGAAUCUUUGGAGCGUACAUUAGAGGAGACCAGAGCUCGUUAUGGUAGUCAAUUGGCCACCAUCCAGGCACUGCUGAACUCCAUAGAAGCCCAAAUGACACAGAUUUGGAGUGAUACAGAACGCCAGAACAAGGAGUACAAUAUCCUCCUUGACAUAAAGACCCGGCUUGAGCAGGAAAUUGCUACUUACCGCCGCCUUCUGGAAGGAGAAGAUGUCAUACAGACAAACACAACUAUAGAGCAUCUGCCGAGCACCCUGGAGGAGAAAGAUGUGAAGAGAAAAAGGAAGAUUAAGACGAUUGUGGAAGAAGUGGUGGACGGCAAGGUUGUGUCGUGUGAAACCAAAGAGAUGGAAGAAGAUGUGUAAACAGUUGUCGGGAGAUGCUGCUGAGGGUUUGAAAGACAUGUAGACAUACUUUUUGCUCCCUACAAGAAAGUGGCCAUCAGAAAGCACUAUUAAAAAUUUGUAGUGAUCAGAAGCGGGGUAAAGCCCAUUUAUCAGUCUCUAUAACUGAAUAUAGAUGUUUUAUUCAGAGGAGUUGCAAACUGCCUACAAAAAUAAAACCUAGUGAGCACUAGGACAUUUAAAACCUCAUUGCCACCAUCUUUACCAUGAAACACAUUGGGUAUAAGCUAUAGACCACCUAAUAUCAAUUUGUUAACGUUCCUGAAAAUUAUAGCACAUUUGAAUUAUACUAAACUUUGCAGAGCAGAGGAGUCCCUGCAAAUUGCAAAUAAACCACUCUCUAAUCUUUCCUGUUUCCGAA
Molecule: messenger RNA, 1868 nt
Organism: Felis catus (domestic cat)
Lineage: Eukaryota; Metazoa; Chordata; Mammalia; Carnivora; Felidae
Gene: KRT20
Product: keratin 20
Exons: 8
Coding region: 167-1468 (433 amino acids)
Molecular function (GO): structural molecule activity
Source: RefSeq, a predicted model, not a curated record